Messenger RNA from Ramularia collo-cygni, 3387 nucleotides. RefSeq names its product related to PAB-dependent poly(A)-specific ribonuclease subunit PAN2. Gene Ontology annotation, molecular function: protein binding; nucleic acid binding; poly(A)-specific ribonuclease activity. The record is from RefSeq and is a predicted model, not a curated record. The coding region runs from base 1 to 3387 and encodes 1128 amino acids. NCBI's taxonomy places the organism in Eukaryota, Fungi, Ascomycota, Dothideomycetes, Mycosphaerellales, Mycosphaerellaceae. The transcript is spliced from 3 exons. Gene Ontology annotation, cellular component: P-body; PAN complex. Gene Ontology annotation, biological process: nuclear-transcribed mRNA poly(A) tail shortening; mRNA processing.
AUGGAGGCCGAUUGGAACGAGGCGACCCGUUUGACGGUUCCAGGUAAUUCAAACGCGCCACACUCGCAGCUCACAACAUUUGCUUUCGACAACCUACAAGAGCUUCUUUGGACGGGGAAUGAGUAUGGUCGAGUAACAUCAUUUUACGGUCCCGAACUCCAAAAGUAUACGGCAUACCGGGGACACGUGAGUAGCGCGCCCAGAGGGGCACCUGGCAAUGCCCCGGUCAAACAAUUCCUGUUCUGUGACAGAGGCGUUAUUUCCGUCUCGCUGCGAAGUGUACAUCUGGCCUCCCGGCGGGGACUAGCACAAUGGCACAUCGCGCAGACUGGAAUGACCGACUUGCGCUGUAUGAGUUUCACCAGUCGUAAGGAAGACGAGCUGCUCGUCGCUGGCUGUCAAACGCAGAUGUACCGCAUCAAUGUCGAGAAGGGAACGGUUGUCGAGACAUUGACAGAUCCGGUGCCGUACACUUUGAUGAAGCUCGCGGGUCAGCACAUAUGCGCCGCAUCUCACGACGGCUCGAUUCAUCUACUCGACCCCAAGACACUCGCGUCUGUGCAUAGCUGGAAAGCUUACGCGGGCACAGUGAACGACAUGGACGCUACCGGUGACUAUCUACUGACGUGCGGCUGGGCACAAAUGCAACAUCAAGGCCUUGCAUUGGAAAGACUUGUGCGGGUGUAUGAUUUGAAAGGUCGAAAACCUGCACCGCCUGUGCCUUUUCAGACGGGGGCUGCAUAUGUCCGUAUGCAUCCAAAGUUGACAUCCACUUGCAUCGUUCUAUCACAGAGCGGCCUUAUUCACUCCAUCGACAUACAAAACUCAGACAUGCCAGCUAUGCGUUAUGCGAACUCUUUUGACAUUCAGUACACGGGUCUCGAGCUCAUGCCUUCCGGGAAAGGGUUUGCCCUGGCAGACUCUAGUGGUCAGAUCGUGCUGUGGAGCUCACCCUCAAAACUGCAAUUCACAGAGUACAGCAGACCUACGGAAUUCGCCGAACAACACGAGCCCAAUGAGACUCUGGAUUGGUCUACAAGCGCUCCGCUGAACUUGAUCGGAAUGCCUUUCUACAGGGAAGCCCUGCUCUCAGGAUGGCCGAACAGCUUGCUUCAUCAAGUCGGCAUGCCAGCGCAGCGCCCAGACCUUCUAGAUCCAUCAUUCCGUGCAGAUGAGUACGGGAAGGGCUAUCCAAACCCUCGCAAAGGUCGACGGUACGAGGCUGUAAACCCUCGCGCUCAGCAAAAGCUAGCAGAUCCGCUCGCCGCACCAAAGUUCCUGAGCGAGAAGCCCCGGGAGGAAGACAAAAAGCGUGAUUCAGAACGACGCACAAGCGAAGGCAUCAUCAAAACGCUCGAAAACCUCAAACUCGAUGGCGCUGCCGCUGCGGAUGUCAAGUUCCUCUAUCGAGUUGURGAAAUCAAGUACAGCAAAUUUGGAGUGGAAGACUUCGACUUUCGAUACUACAACAAGACUCGAUACGCAGGACUCGAGACUCACAUUGUCAACUCGUACGCGAACCCUCUGCUACAGGUAUUCCGGUUCACUCCAGUUGCUCGAAAUCUAGCUCUGCAGCACUGUGCGCGUGAUUGCAGGCUCGAGAAUUGUCUGCUUUGUGAGCUUGGCUUCCUUAUAGACAUGCUCGAGAAGGCCAAAGGGCCUAAUUGCCAGGCGACAAACUUCCUGAGAGCACUCAGCAGACAGCCUGAUGCCGCUGCCCAGAAUGUACUGGAAGGGCAAGUGACGAACAGUUCGCUCACAGCAAUGAUGCAAAACCUCAGCCGCUUCUUGUUGCUGAGGAUGGAGGGCAACUAUGAAUGGGUGGCGCCAUCAUUGGACCAAUUCCAUCUUGCUUUUGGAACCAUCGGACUCGAUUUCACCCAGUGCGCGCACUGCAGCUACGAGAGCAGAAUGGACAAAGUCUGGUACAGCCACGAGCUCUUGUAUCCACAAAAGGCACCCAAACACCGCAACGUCCGGCAGUACUUUUCACAGGUUUUAAAGGCGUCCAUAGAACGGCACAAUCAGCAUCGAGGUUGGUGCUUGAGAUGUAAUGGCUACAAAGGCAUGGUCUCGCAUCGUGCCAUCCAUAGCUUGCCAUCGGUGCUCAUGUUGAACGCCGCGGUGAAUACUCCCGAGGCCCGGCAAACCUGGGCGACGCCAGGCUUUCUUCCGCGCGAGAUCGGCGUCAUAGUAAACAACGGUCGAUUCUUCUGCUAUGAAGGACAGGACUUGCUCCUCCAUCUCCAACGCGGACAAUUCAACAUUAGCGUAUACGAGCUCGUGGGAAUCGUCUCCGAUGUCAGCACUGGGGAUCAUGGAAAAUCACACAUGGUGGCUACUGUCGAUGUGGGCCUUUCGGACAGCGACCCUACCCAGAAGGGUAAGUGGCACCUGUUCAACGACUUUCUUGUGUCGACUCUUCCCUCGGAAGAAGCUCUGCAUUUCAGUCCACAAUGGAAGCUCCCUUCAAUCAUCACCUACCAAGUCAAGACUGCGUCCCAUAAGAUCGACGACACCUGGAAACGAGCGAUUGACACAAGCAUCCUGUUCCGCAGCCCCCCACAGCCAGCUCUAAACCCCGAAUAUCGGUUCCGGGCCCUCACAGAAGACGAGCCAUUGCCAGAUGCCAACACGCACGUCGGGAUCGAUGCCGAGUUUGUGCGUCUCUUGAGAGAGGAAAUUGACGUGGGUGCCGAUGGAACUCGCACGAUGACAAGACCUGCACGCUCAGGGCUUGCUCGGGUCUCCGUGCUUCGAGGAGAUGGAAUGGACCAGGAGCUACCCUUCAUURACGAUUACAUUGCCAUCGACGACACAGUCGAUGACUACCUCACUCGCUACUCUGGUCUGCACGACGGGGAUCUCACCUUGGGUAGAAGUCGCUUCCAGCUGGUAAACCUGAAAGAGGUCUACAAGAAGAUGUGGGUUCUGCUCAAUCUUGGCUGCUCGUUCGUCGGCCAUGGACUCUCCAGCGACUUUCGUAUCAUUAACAUACACGUCCCCGAGUCGCAAGUCAUCGACACGCAGGACCUCUUUUCACUCGGCAGUCGAGCAAGGCGGAAGCUCUCUCUGCGUUUUCUUGCCUGGACUGUCCUCCAAGAAGACAUCCAACGGAGCACAGACAUUGGGCAUGACAGUAUUGAAGAUGCACGAACCGCACUGAAAUUGUGGCGCAAGUACCUCGAGUAUGACAAUGCUGGGGUGUUGGAGACUAUCAUGGAUGAAAUUUGGCACAAGGGCCGGGCGACCGAUUUCAAAGUGCCAACGGAUGGAGGAAGACGCCUACCCGAGACUCCGUCACAUUCGACCCCAGGCACUCCACUACGACCUGCGAUCCGCAUGUCCACCCCCGCCAGAUCAGAGUUCGGGAGUCCACAGAAGUGA